Molecule: messenger RNA, 718 nt
Organism: Galendromus occidentalis (western predatory mite)
Lineage: Eukaryota; Metazoa; Arthropoda; Arachnida; Mesostigmata; Phytoseiidae
Exons: 2
Coding region: 132-692 (186 amino acids)
Source: RefSeq, a predicted model, not a curated record
UGUUCCCGCCAUCCACCAUCCGUUCGAUCCGGAGGGCAUCUCGAUGCGCGGAGAUCGAUCUCCCGUUCCAUCAGAAAAGCGCUAGGUACGCCAUCUCGAUUGGCUGCCUUCUUGCAUGUCAGCAAAAGGAAAUGGCGCAGUCAGCUGAUGAGAGAAUAUUGGUGGAGGGUUUCCGAUGCGAGGAGCUCAGACCGGGCCUCCACUGCAUCGAUGUACUCGGUAAUGAUGAGCAGGUCGAUCCCGCCGGAAAAUGGCGGCACCUGGGCAAGAAGCUUGCCGAACGCCUCAUCCUCCGCCGUCAGAAGGCAGUGCUGGUGUCCACGUUCAAACUGGAACACUACUUGUUGAAUAUCUGCGAAACGUCAAACACUGAAAAUUCAGCGGGCUUCGACCAUGAGGGCAUGCACUACGUGGUGACAUCCUUAGAUUCGACUAAGCUCGAGCUCACUUUGCCCGACAUCGUCGAGACCGAACUGUUCUAUUAUGGUAUGAAUGUCUGGCUGUGCUUCUUCAAUGAACCGGAGACGUCGAGUGCCCAGGCGCUUUGUCAAGCUGGCGAGGCACCGUUCGUGGACGAGAUGAAGAAUUUCAUCUCCAACUUACGAUCAAUGACUGAGUCACGGUUGUCCUUCGAAUUGAUCGCCGCCAUCUCGGACGGCUGUGAGCUGCUUUGGUUCAAUGCAAAGAUGUGAGGAUGACACAAACUCAUUGGCGCUGA